Messenger RNA from Cornus florida, 2635 nucleotides. RefSeq names its product S-type anion channel SLAH2-like. The transcript is spliced from 8 exons. Gene Ontology annotation, biological process: transmembrane transport; intracellular monoatomic ion homeostasis. NCBI's taxonomy places the organism in Eukaryota, Viridiplantae, Streptophyta, Magnoliopsida, Cornales, Cornaceae. Gene Ontology annotation, molecular function: voltage-gated monoatomic anion channel activity. The record is from RefSeq and is a predicted model, not a curated record. Gene Ontology annotation, cellular component: membrane. Bases 472 to 2361 code for a protein of 629 amino acids.
UCUCUCAUUAUGAUCUUUUACACAUAUAUAUACAUACAUUUAUGUGUGUGUGUGUGUGUAUAUAUAUAUAUAUAUAUAAUUUUUGUAUGAAACCGAAAUUUGGUGGGAUUUAAUUCUGCGAGUGUCCAGCUUGAAUCGGGUUGGAUUCAGCUCAACAUGUCUUUUUCUACAGCUUUGAUGGAUUGAUUUAGAAAGUAGAUUACUCUUUACGGGAUUAAUUAAUAUUUCGUGAGCUUGUCAUUGCUGCUGUAUCCAAAAUUGACGGUGGAGAGAUGCCUCCAUUCCCGUAAAUCAUAGUCAAGGAUUUUGAGUGAAGAGAAGAGUAUACCAUAUUUUGGUGCUUCGACGGAACUUGGAUCUUGGAUCAACCUGCGUGCAGAGCUGCUUGCUUGGUAGAGUGCUAUUGGUGUUGAAGGUCCAAAUUGUUUUUGACAUUAUCACUAAGGAGCUUUAAGGUAUAGUUGCUUUAUCAUGGAAAACAGCAAACAUCAGGGUUUGGCAGAGCAGAAUUCCCCUGAAGUGAUUCCAUCACUCAUCAAAUUUAUAACUGCAAAUGAAGGGGCCAAGUUUGAUGGUGUUAAAGGACAGAGUACUUUGAAUGAUCAGUUUCAACCAACCGGCUUCAAUUCUUUCAGCCCCUCAGCUGCCGGAACUGAAGCCGAAGUUUCUGAAAACCAGACUGAUCUUCCCCAGCACCAAAGAAUGCAUUCUGUUUGUAUCAGCAUGCCGUCCUCUCCUAUGGAUGUUCAUUUACAUAGCAGUAAAAGAGUUCCCUUCAAAGACGAGGAAACAAUUUUUGACAAUGAUAUUGCAAAUUCUUCCGCUACAUUGAAUACUGCUGGCUCCAAAGUGGCAAAUCAGGCAAAAUUUCACUCUCAGCCAAUACCUACAGGAUCUGCAUUUGAUGAGGCAGUUGCAAAUGGAAAAUUUCCCUACCGUCCAAAGCUUCCGCUUAGGAAUCCAAGGAUUGAGAGACUGAAGGAUAACAGAUUUGAUUCAUUCAAAACAUGGUCUGGGAAACUUGAGAGACAAUUAUCAAAUUUGCAUGGAAAGCAGAGGGAAAGUGGGCUAGAAGCAAACAUGUCUCAGAAUGUGGAGGUGGAGACUUUACCUGCGGCUCGAUACUUUGAUGCCUUGGAAGGGCCAGAGUUGGAUACCCUUCGGGCUUCAGAGGAAAUACUGCUUCCAGAAGACAAGCAAUGGCCAUUUCUUCUUCGCUAUCCCAUCUCUUCAUUUGGUAUCUGCCUUGGCAUAAGUAGCCAAGCCAUACUGUGGAAAAUGUUGGCCAUUUCUGCUUCCAUGAAAUUCCUCCAUGUAAGCCUGCAUGUAAACCUCAUACUGUGGUGCAUAUCUGUUGCUCUAGUAGCCAUUGUAGCUUUCAUUUACUCUCUGAAAGUGAUUUUCUACUUUGAAGCGGUCCGUCGUGAGUACUACCACCCAGUCCGUGUUAACUUCUUCUUUGCCCCAUGGAUAGCCUUUUUGUUCUUAGCUCUUGGAGUUCCACCUUCUGUUACUCAAAACCUGCAUGCAGCUCUCUGGUACAUUCUUAUGAUACCAAUCUUUUGUCUAGAGCUUAAGAUCUAUGGACAGUGGAUGUCGGGAGGACAGCGCAGGCUCUCAAAGGUGGCUAAUCCUUCAAACCAUCUUGCCAUUGUUGGAAAUUUUGUCGGAGCAUUACUUGGUGCAUCAAUGGGACUAAAAGAAGGACCUCUAUUCUUCUUUGCUGUUGGAUUGGCUCACUACACUGUCUUAUUUGUAACUCUCUACCAGAGACUUCCAACAAAUGAGACACUCCCUAAGGAGCUCCAUCCUGUGUUCUUUCUGUUUGUUGCAGCACCCAGCGUUGCGUCUAUGGCUUGGGCAAAUAUUCAAGGCUCCUUUGAUUAUGGUUCACGAAUUGCUUACUUCAUUGCCUUGUUCCUCUAUUUCUCUCUGGCUGUUCGGGUUAAUUUCUUUCGAGGGUUCAGGUUCUCAUUGGCUUGGUGGGCCUACACUUUUCCAAUGACGGGAGCUGCAAUUGCAACAAUCAAGUACUCAAACGAGGUCACAAACAUAGUAACUAAAUGCCUUUCUGUUGUGCUUUGUAUCGCUGCCACACUCACAGUAACAGCACUGCUUAUAACAACUAUCUCCCACGCCUUCGUGCUCCGAGAUCUCUUCCCAAAUGACAAUGCCAUUGCAAUUAGCGACAGAAAGCCAAAAACAUCCCGGAAAUGGUACCAUCGGAGAACUGGCAGCUCAGACACCAAAGACAUUGAAAAUUAUCUUAAAUUUGCAGACUCAGAUAGCAAAGAUAUUGAGGCUGCUUUGAAACCUCCAAGCUCCACUACUAAAGAGGUUUGCAUUUCUAGCCUGACCUGAAGUCAACAACAAUCACUCUCAUUGUGUUCCAACACAAUGAGAAAAUCCUUGUCGUGUGUGAAUUAUCACCGUUCAACAAGCGAGGGGCUAGGUUCAAAGUUUUGACAGUUCCGGUGAACUUGAUGUACAAAGGGAAAAAUGAGGGUUUACGUCGUAAAGGGGGAGAAUUAUGUAUGAACUAGUGGCAAGAUUGUAAGUUAUGAGUGUUCAUAUUUGACAUUUGUGUCUUUUUUUCUUAAUAAACUGCUAAUUUCUCUCUGAAAAUAAAUCUCUU